This is a messenger RNA of Anisakis simplex (herring worm), 501 nucleotides long. The record is from the annotation of a GenBank genome assembly. Lineage: Eukaryota; Metazoa; Nematoda; Chromadorea; Rhabditida; Anisakidae.
AUGGAACUGGUAACAGCAACUUUGUGGUGGUCAGGACCAGCAUGGUUAAGUCAAGAUAAACCUUUCUGGCCCAAAAGUGCUUAUUGCGAUACCCAAGAUAUUGAUGAUGACGACAAACACGAACAAUUUCCCAACAGCGCAUCAUUUACAGCUCAAGUAUUGAUCACCCCACCGCCUAUUAAUUUCAUUGACACUCAACGAUUUAACAACUGGAGCAAACUACGUCGAACCACAGCUUACAUCCUCCGCUUCAUCAAGAAACUCGCUCCCGCUCAGGCUUCAUGGCUGUCCAAUGUAUCCUCAUCCAACACUUCAUUUACAGCAAACGAUCUCGCACUUGCAGAAACUGUUUUACUUCGUCAAACACAAAGCUGCAUCGAUAAAACCGAUAUCGAAAAAUGGGAAUUACAUCUCGAUAAACAGCAAAUAUGGCGAUGUGGUGGACGUUUGCCAUCGAAUCUAGGCUUUUUACCUCGGAAACGCUUGGAAAUCGAUUAUUGA